Messenger RNA from Clupea harengus (Atlantic herring), 936 nucleotides. RefSeq names its product trypsin-like. NCBI's taxonomy places the organism in Eukaryota, Metazoa, Chordata, Actinopteri, Clupeiformes, Clupeidae. Gene Ontology annotation, biological process: proteolysis. The transcript is spliced from 5 exons. Gene Ontology annotation, molecular function: serine-type endopeptidase activity. The record is from RefSeq and is a predicted model, not a curated record. The coding region runs from base 1 to 861 and encodes 286 amino acids.
AUGCCCAUUGCAGAUUGCAGUAAAGUACUGAAGACUCUCUGUGCUCUUCUGAUCUGUGUUGCCAGUGCUGUAUAUCUGAACAUUUGCUUGUGGAAAGACACAUACGACAUAGGAGGAGGCCCCCAUGGCAACCCCAUCUUCAGCUAUGCCAGUGCAUGUACACAAAGAAUCAUAGGAGGUGAUGAGGUAACGCCAUACUCCAUCAGCUAUCAGGUGUCCAUCCAGUUCAACAACCGCCACUACUGCGGGGGAACGCUCAUACACCCACAAUGGGUUGUCUCUGCUGCCCACUGCUGGAGACCGAGCUACCUGAUCAAGGUGGUCCUCAGCGAACACAACCUCUAUGUCAAAGAGGGAUUUGAACAGGUGUCCAAUGUCUCCAGACUCAUUGUGUACUACCGCUACAACUACCGCACCUUCGACAAUGACAUUAUGCUGGUUAAGCUGGAGCGCCCUGUGGAACUCAAUGCCAACAUCCAGCCAGCGCCGCUGCCAACCGAGGCCACCCCCCCACUGACAGGGGGCACUGUGUGCACGGUGAGUGGCUGGGGCGUGACCAAGGUCUACAGCUACUACCUGUCCCCCGUGCUGAGGGCCGUGGACGUGAACAUCAUCCACAACUGCCAGUACUACUACUACUUCAGGAUAUCAGAGAACAUGGUGUGCGCCGGCUCCUACUUCGGGGGCAAGGACUCCUGCCAGGGCGAUUCGGGCGGCCCGCUCAUGUGCAAUGGUAACUUUGAGGGCAUCGUCUCCUGGGGCAUCAGCUGUGCCAACCCCUACUUCCCCGGCGUCUACACCAGAGUCCGCAACUACAUCCGCUGGAUCAACUGGAUCAUCCAGAACGACAGCUCCGAUUAGAGCCGUCCACAAAGAGACUGAGGCCCUUGGGCCAAGCACCUACCAGAGACACAGAGUGUCUGGGUGUGUGUGUGU